AUGUCCAAGUUUGGCAAGUUUGACAUUGUUGUAGUGGAUCCACCUUGGGAUAUCCACAUGUCGCUUCCAUAUGGAACGCUUUCUGAUGAAGAUAUGUACAAUAUACACAUCCCUUCCUUGCAAGAAGAAGGGCUCUUGUUUCUUUGGGUGACAGGACGCGCGAUGGAAUUUGGGCGCUCCUUAUUGCGAAAAAUGGGGUAUAUGCGCAUCGACGAGCUGGUGUGGAUAAAAAUUAACCAAGUGCAACGGCUUAUUCGUACUGGGCGUACUGGCCAUUGGCUCAAUCACACAAAAGAACAUUGCUUCGUGGGCCUGAAAAUGCCAGGCAUGCCGCCCAUGGAUGCACCACCGCCAGGCAUGUGCCUCCCAAUUCCACAAUGGCUGAAUAGGGGUAUCGGUAAUGACGUGAUUGUAACGCAAGUCCGGGAUACGUCAAGAAAGCCUGACGAGCUCUAUUCCAUGAUAGAGCGCAUUUGCCCUGGCGGCCGUAAAAUUGAGCUUUUCGGAAGACAGCACAAUAUACGUCCCGGGUGGCUCACGCUUGGAAACCAACUGAAAGGCACCCAUGUCGUCGAGAAGCGAUUACGUGAGGCGUGUGCAGAGCAAGGCAUCACCAACACAUAG
Messenger RNA from Malassezia vespertilionis, 624 nucleotides. RefSeq names its product mRNA (2'-O-methyladenosine-N(6)-)-methyltransferase (gene IME4). The transcript has a single exon. Gene Ontology annotation, molecular function: mRNA m(6)A methyltransferase activity; nucleic acid binding. The record is from RefSeq and is a predicted model, not a curated record. Gene Ontology annotation, cellular component: RNA N6-methyladenosine methyltransferase complex; nucleus. The coding region runs from base 1 to 624 and encodes 207 amino acids. Lineage: Eukaryota; Fungi; Basidiomycota; Malasseziomycetes; Malasseziales; Malasseziaceae.